Molecule: messenger RNA, 7397 nt
Organism: Bombyx mori (domestic silkworm)
Lineage: Eukaryota; Metazoa; Arthropoda; Insecta; Lepidoptera; Bombycidae
Product: DDB1- and CUL4-associated factor 8
Exons: 11
Coding region: 322-2358 (678 amino acids)
Cellular component (GO): Cul4-RING E3 ubiquitin ligase complex; cytoplasm
Molecular function (GO): protein binding
Source: RefSeq, a predicted model, not a curated record
AAAUGAACUGUAUUUUAGAUGUUCAGUUUGUUUGAAAAAAAAAACAUUAAAAUAAUUUCUACUCGAUAAUUGGAAUUAAAAUCGAUUGCUAUUCCUAUACUUAUCGAUGAAGUCUAUCACUUUUUACUCACUAUUUUUCAUAUUUCUUGUUGCCAAAAUCCUUUAUGUUCGCAAAGAAAUUAUUUCAUAAAUUAACUGAAUAUUUCCGUUUUUCUUUGAGUUUCAAAUUUUAUUUGCUUCUAAUCUACAUAUUUAAAGCUUUGUGAUAUUUUUUAUUUUCACCUUGAAGUGACCAGACGGACGUUGAAAAGCAGUUAAACUAUGGAUGAUAAUAAUUCCAGCGAUGACGAAUUUAGAGAAUCUCCUGCAAGUCCCAAAUCAGGUGGUAAAAAGCUUAAACUUAACGACGGAAGCUCUCAGGACAGUUUCAAGGAGACUGUUUCGAACAGCAAAGAUGAAAAUAUUGAUAGUGGAGUGUCAGCAGAUAAAUCAGAGAGCACCAGCAGUGAAGGUCACAGCGCUGGAACAUCAGAAGGGCCGUCUAACGAGUUGGUAAAUGCAGCCCCUUCGACCAGUAAUAUUCAUACGAUACUUCUGAACAUACGACGUCCAAAACGCAAUAGAAAUUACCGAAAAAGGAAGACGCCUGAGCGUGAUACUGAUAGUAAUGAUACUUCUCAAGAUUCUGAUGAUUUAUCUAGUGAAGACACUCCACAGCCAGCGAGACAGAAUGAGAAUAGUAAUUCAGAAACAGAGAGCGAUGAUCAGCCAAGAUAUAUGGAUUUGUGUGCAACAGAAUCUGAUAGUUCAAAUAGUGGUUCACAAAACUCACCAGACAGUCACACGUUUGAAGAUUCAGAUGAAAUGAUACAACUAAACUCUGGAGACACAGACAGCGAUGAAGAUGUGCCAUGGAGUAGAUUGAAUGAUGAUAAUGAUGAAAAUGAAGAAUCAGAAGAAAAUAGACAAAAAACACCAAGUGUACUUUUAAAAGCAAAACCAGAGCACAAUUAUGUGAUUUUGCAAGAAAUCAUAAAACGCGAGAUGGGAAUAACAUUUCCCUGCGGUAAAACGACGAAGACAGAUGUGAUAUUUGAACAGAAUUUCUAUGGAUCACUUCAUGCUGUAUACAGACUGGAGAAAUUGCAUCAGCUACAAAAACACAGGGGCUGUGUUAAUUCGAUAAAUUUUCACCCCGAAGGUCGGCUUUUAGCCUCCGGUUCUGAUGACACAAACGUCGUGAUAUGGGAUUGGGCCAGGAAGAAAGUGAUUCAAACUAUAAAAACGGGUCACAAGUCAAAUGUUUUCCAGAGCAAGUUUCUGCAUUUGAAUUCUAGGAGUCAGCUAAACAUAGUCACGUGUGCUCGAGAUGGCCAGGUCCGGCUGGUGCAGUGUCCGUCGAGCGGCGGCGGCGCGACCCGGCGGCGCCUCAUGGGGCACUCCCGCGCCGCGCACAAGCUGCACGUGAGCGGCGCCGAGCCGCACCGCGUGCUGUCCGCCGGCGAGGACGGGCUCGUGCUGCACUGCGACCUGCGCCACGACAACGUCAACAGACUGGUGUCGGUGAAGGAGUGCGGGCGCGCGGUGCCGCUGUACAGCGUGGACGCGCACCCGCUGGAGCCGCGCGUGCUGCUGCUGGCGGGCCGGGACCGCUUCGUGCGCGCCUACGACACGCGCCGCGCCGCCUCCCCGCUCGCGCUCUACUGCCCCGCCGCCUUCACCAGCCGCAACGGCAGCGACUCGAAGCGCGCCAAGCUGUCGAUGAUGCACCUGACGUGCGCGGUGUACAGCCACGACGGCAGCGAGAUCCUGGGCACCUACAACGACGACGAUGUCUACCUCUUUGAUGCCAAAAACGACGUAUACGAUAAGGACAGCACGAGCGCGUCGGAGGGCUACUCGAAGCGCUACAGCGGGCACCGCAACAGCGCCACGUACAAGGGCGUGUCGUUCUUCGGGCCCGGCAGCGAGUACGUGGUGUCGGGCUCGGACUGCGCGCACAUCUACGUGUGGGACAAGAGCUCCGAGGCCAUCGUGCAGUGGCUGCACGGCGACGCCAACGGAGUGGUGAACUGCAUAGAGCCUCAUCCCCGUUUCCCCGUGCUGGCGACCAGCGGCCUCGACAAGGACGUCAAGAUAUGGGCCCCCUACGCUCGCGCAGACCCCAAGUACGAAGGAUUAGAAAAGGUUGUACGUGAAAAUAGCGAGUCCCGACGAAGGAGUCCGCUGUUCAACGACUUCCUGCCGACCGUGUACAACGCGUGGCGCAGCGAGAACCAGAUGUACGCGGACGGCGACAUGUCCUCCCCGUACGGGGGGAACAUCGAGUUCGACGGAAACGUCUGCACCGCCUUCUAGGGGACUUCCUCCCACCCCACCCCCCUGUGCGUGCUGUCUGUGGACCUGUGCCCGGGAAGCUCUGCUGAAAACCACGCAUCAUGAUCACUUCGGGAUGGUUUGUGGGCGAAACGAAAACUUAAGUUUAUUGGAUGCUGCGCCGACAUGAUGGCGUAUAUGAACCCGUCUAGAGACACGGCUUUUGUAUGUAAUACUAUAAUUUGAAUAUACGAGAAGACGAUUCCUAACUUAUUGCCUCCACGUUAAUCAGCUGACGCGCAGGGUCGAUGACCCCGUACACGUGCGAUGCGGUUCAGUGCCUACGCCACAGAAUAUUAUUAACUUGCAAGUAUUUUUGCGUAGGUUAGCAAAAUAAUUUAAUUGUGUUUAUAGUUAAAAUGGUUUUUAAUGGAAUAAAGGAUAGUUGUGUAGUCUGUGCUAGACUCUUAUAAAUACAGAGGAUAAGCUAUUUGGCUUUCAUUGAACCUUCACAUUUAUAGGGUAGUCUGUGAUCGACAAUCACUAACAAUUUGAUGGAGGGCAGAGUACGGAUAGAAGUUUAGCUUUCCUAAUACUGUUGGAUUAUUUAGUUCUUUGCUUUUUAUGUAUUUUUUAUUAAAUAUCGGAAGACUUGAAUAGAAACAGCUAGGACUGCGCUUAGAGUAUCUCUGCUAGAUCUAAUCAGGGAUGACGAGAGUCGUAGGAGAAUAUCACCGACAUAGACCCGAGGGUAGCGAGUUAAAGUGGCCGUGUGGGGGGAUCAGUUGGUCCCUGAAACCAAACAGUCUCGAGCGGCCCCCGGGGCACGCAAGUCUGUCGUUGUGGCCACUUUUAAGAGAUCUAUGUCCAGCAGUGGACAUGUGUGGGCUGAUGAUAAAGCAGAUGUUCAGCGGAAUGUAGAUAAAACUUUAAAAUAUUCAGGAAAUUUGAUUUGAUUAAACACUCUUUGGGGACAUUUUUUUUCAAAGUGAGUUGUUUUUCUCUUCCCUCCUACUACUCUAUAGGCUUCCUCAGAAUACUAUGUGCUGUAAGAGAACGUGACCGGUAGAUCGGAAGUACCUCUGUCCACGGAAACAGAAUAGUCAAUGUACAGAAUUGUUUUGUUUUUAAAAUGCAUCACAAAUAACAUUCUCAACUGUUGAUUUACCACGACGUGAACAUAAAUUUGCAUUGAAGUAGCGGUUCUCGGAGUGCCUCUGCCUUGUAUAUGUAGCAGCGAAAGUGUUCACGAGUGCUCACGGUGACCAACAAUGUCGCCUGUUCUGCUGUCAGUCUGUCUGUCUAUUUGGUUGAAGCGACAUUUUAUGUAACUUAACAGGAGAGCCAUUUAAGGUAAAAAAUUUGGAAAAAAGUCAACAAAAAACUUGUUCAGCUAUUUGAAUGGAGUAGCUUAGUUGAAAUUUAAUUAAAUAUAUCGAACUAUUGAUGCUAACACCAAAUAAAACGCAGCUUUAAUUACAAAGAUAAAUGUCACUUAAACCAAAUUGUCUUUCACCGGUCGAUAUGACACAUAAAUUAAAACAUAAUAUAUGUACCCGAUUUAUUUUUAUUACUAAUAUAGGAACACCAUCUAGAUAUUUGUUUUGCAACAUCACACUAUUAAGCAUGUUUAUAUCCGAGGUGUAUAUAUACGUAUUAAUUUUAAUUUAUUAUAGUAAAAUAGAAUAAUGUAUAUUUAAAGAUUAGAUUGAAUGUAACUUAGCUUCUUUUUUUCAUGGUUAGUUGAAAUUGAUUUUAAUUUUUCUCGUACAAGUCGUUGCGAUAAAUAAAUUACUCUACGUAAAUACGUCACACGUUUAUUUUCGUUUUUUUUGUGUUUUAUUUGACUUAAACAAUUAAAUCUCGAAUUAAGAAAUACUUAAACACAUACCGUGUGUUAGUCUGUGGGAAAUUUUUAUGCGGCAUUGAAAUUUCUGUAUUUGCAUAUCCUUCUCAUAUCUUUUUCAUCAAAAUACCGGUAUUUAUAAUUUAAUUACUAAUUUAUUCGUGCAACCGUGAUUGAAUUGUAAUUACAUCAACAUGUAUUAAUAUAAAUUUGGGUUUUCAUGUUAAUCGUCUGAGGAAAUGUUCAAACGUGUAUGAAAAUUAAUUUUUACACCUUGCCGGACGUUGUCCGCGACGGAACAAGAAGUUGUGAAUUACUGUCAGUGGCUAAAUACAUCAAUAUGUAAAAGCCAAAAAGAAGAAAAAAAGAACAGCUGCCAAUGUUUAGUCUAGGUGAGUCGGAGAAGUCAUUGACCUCGCAGACGCCAGCGCCGCGCGUGUGCGGAUAUUUAGGAAACCUUGCUGUUAUUAUUCACAUACCGUCGCGUUUAGUAAUUCCCCAAAUUUUAGGGAAAAUUGAUUUUUUUAUAUCAUUUAGUGUCCCAUAAAUUCACAGUACUUAUAGUGUUUUUUUUGUAAAUUUUAUUUUUGCACUUAUUAUGUGAUGAGUCCACGAGUAGGUAGGUACCCCUGGCGAAAAAAUAACUUGCUCUCUUUCUCAGAUGGAGGCUGGAACCUUUAAACUUGCAAGUUGCCAAAAUAAUUAACGUUCCAUAAUGGAAUGCAUAAGCGAAACUUAUAAUCAAAUUUUCGUAGUUUUCAACAGUCAUGUACAUAAUUAUGUAGAUGACAUCUAUCGUUCGUGUUGAUGUAGUAUCGGCAAUCUGUAGUAUAAUAUAAAAUGCUUUGUUUAUAGAACCAUUGUACAAUAUAUCGCAUCUUUAGAAUCAUAGAGACUCAUUUCGAAAUUUUUGGAUUUCGACUUUAAUUUUUUUUUUGCCUUUGCAGACAGACUAGCGUACGUCCACCUGAUGGUAAGCGGUUACCGUGGCUCAUGGACGUCAGCAAUGCCAGGCGCAGAGCCAAGCCGCUCUUCAAUUAAAAAAUGAACCUAGAAGGACCCUUUUCAGGGUCUCUUAAUAAAUCAAAUGACCAAAAGUAACUUAUAAAGGGACAAACUCAUCCAUUUGUCUCUUUCACUCCGUCCCCUUCCUCUACACACGUCCUUUCGGUUUGAAAACUUUAUUCGAUGUUUUCCAAAAAAACAUAUUUUUUUAGUUGAUUCUCUAUAAUUCUAAAGAUAUAUGUACAAUAUUAACGACGAUUGAAUCUUGUGUGUGUGUUUCCUGCCUUAGCUGGCAAACGAGUAGGUAUAUUGGUCCCAUUAUGGUGAAUGAUAACCAUUCCAAUCCAAUUCCGGUCCAAAUUGCGGUAGGCAGCGGCUUGGCUCUGCCCCUGGCAUUGCUGAAGUCCAUGGGCGACGGUAACCACUCACCAUCAGGUGGGCCGUAUGCCCGUCUGCCUACAAAGGCAAUAAAAAAAAAAAAAAAAAAAAUUCCUUGGCAAUUGGCAUCAGCAAAGCCGGGGCAAGCUGCUGAUUACCGCGAGUCACUAAACCAAAGUUUAAUGAACGAAGAGCUUAUUUUACCCUGAUUUUAGUUAUAUGUACUAAAGUCCUUCACGUAUGUUUUUUUUAAAUGUAUUUUGGUCGAAUGUUUAAAUUGUCAAUACGCGUGACCAUUUAUGAUUCGUAAACGUAAUGCGUCCAAACCAAUACGAUUAAUAUUUAUCGACAUAAUCCCAAUAAUAUUGGCGGUUUUUUCCCCCUGAAAAUAUUCACCUGAAAAUCAAUAAGAAUUGGUUGGAAUCCAGUGUUGAUAAAAGCAAGCAGUCAGGGUCGAACUCUGGCUCACCUAUGCACAUUAAUAUUCUAUAAAGUAUAUUCAAAAAGUAAAUCGUGAUAAUUGCUUUUUUCCAAAUAAAUGCAACAGCUUUAAAAUUGACUUGCUUGAUUCUGGCGGAGUAGCAUAGACGUCUCGAGCGUCGAGCGAUAGUAUAGCGAAGACGAUUAGUGGGUUGGCCCUUACCAUCUUCGGCUACCGAAGUUACAGAUGUCUCGCGCGCCCCUAGGCACUGGGACCUCGUAGGGAGUUCGGCCUUCAGCUCGAAGAUAAAAACUACCAUCAACAUACGAGGUGGAGCGCCAUUCGUUUCUAAUUGGCGUACCUAUUUCAUAUGUUUAGUACUAAAAGCCAAAAGCACGCUGCCAUCAUGUGCGAAGUUCUGUACUUUAUCAUAGACAAUAAAAUGUUACCCUUAGUUCAAUUGAUUUAUUAGUUAUUUCCAAAAUACUCAAUGACUUAACAAAAUUAGUAGAAUAUAUAUUAAAAAAAAACUUAAAAAGUGUCUAUUAUUUUCAUAAGCAUAUCAUAAGUAGCAAUCGCUGACUUUUUCAAUUGGUUCAACCCAAAUGCCUGUGAUAUAUAAGUUCAUUUGAAAUUUAUAUUUAAAUAAAUGCUGUGUAAAGGUUUUGAUGUUCUUAUUUUUCAUAAUUUCGUUUUAGUUGUUAUUUGUAGUAAACGAAUAUGUACCUACUAAGCUAACGAGCCCAGGUUGUCAGCCGGGUAGUGGUCCCGGUAACUUCACAGCAUGAAGGUUUCAUUACUAAGAUAAGUACAAACCUUUUGAUGUUUUUCAAGUUACUAAAAUGCUAUGUUUAUACAUUUUCAUACAUCACACACAUUUUUGUACUAGAGACUACUAAUCCAUAUUAUGGGAACACAUCUUGAAAUAACAAUUAAUUUUAUUAGUCUGCGGUUACAUGAAGUUAUGUGAUCCUAAACUAAAACAAUAAAUUUAUAUUAUAAACUAACAAUACGACAAUAAUAUGAUACAGUUGUAGUAGAUGAAAAAGGCGUCAUCUUGUCAUUUACUUAUUAAUGGUUAAAAUCUCCAUUGUUAAGAUUCAGGCAGGUACGUUAACAUUGUCCUUCUAAAGUUAUUUUGUUUAAAAUUUCCUAGCAACGGAAUCCUGCAUUAAAUUCUUGAACAUAUUGUUUGGGCACUUCGAUACUUUCGGAAAUUAAAAGUUUUUACCUUGCUUUCAGAACCACCUACACAUAUUCCGCCUUUUGUAUGUACAUUUAAAUACCAUUUUUAACCAUUAAUAUUGAUUUCACCCCAAAUCGAUAUUUUUACAACUGUGAAAACUAAAAACUUAAAUAUAAUGAAGAAUGUAAAUGUUAUAAGAGUGAAUGUUUCAGUCGUAUUAUGUAAAUAAAGAUGAUUAAUGAAAA